Molecule: messenger RNA, 965 nt
Organism: Chara braunii
Lineage: Eukaryota; Viridiplantae; Streptophyta; Charophyceae; Charales; Characeae
Source: the annotation of a GenBank genome assembly
UCGGAUCCAUUCUUCCUCAAUCUGGCAAAGACAAUUAUGUCUCUGCCGACGAGGAAGCAAUGAACAUCGUAGGCAUUAUUGAGAAUGUGGCUGCAAAGGUUGGAGAAGUACACGUCCUUGUUAACGCACUAGUAAUAGAUGUUACGUGGACGCAGACACGAGAGCAUCCUGCGUGGAUCGAAAAUUUGGAGCUGCUGAUCAUACAAGCUUGGAAGACCAACGUGGAGGGCGAUCUUCUCGGCUUUCUCUUUGGAUCGGUACGGUCGGGCCGCUGCCAGUUGAUUGUGCAGGAGCUCAUCGCGCCGAUUGUCCAAUUAGCGGACGAUCCCUCGCCCGAUAUCGUCUCGCAAAGUGACGACAGCCCUGCCCCACACGUCCUCGCGCGGUCGUUGGAUCCAUACCUUCAGUGGACUGCGUGCUUGGAGGAGCCCAGGGACGAAGAUACGCUACCAUCACGGCAGGAGUAUCUGAAGCCUUACGACAUCAUCCCUCACACCUUUUAUCCAAAGGCGGAGGAAGUGGUGAUCGACGACGACGAAGAAGACGACGACGAGGAAACGUCGGAGGAGGGAAGCUAUAGCGAGUAUAGCGAGGGGGAGCUGAGUGAAGAAGAAGAAGAGGAGGAAGCAACGCGCACGGGCACAGAGGCGGAAAACCCUGAGGCUACGCGUAGGCGAGAAGAGAUUGCCGCCGGGAAACGCCAGCUAGAAUUCGCCAGCAGAGCAAGUCAGCGCAUCGGUGACGAUUCGACCAGGGAUCCGGAACCGCCAAAGCCCGGAGAUGGCAACCCCGCAGCCGCCGCCUUAAGUACCGCGCGACAGAGACGGAGCAGAUCCCCCUCCUCCUCCAGCCCCACCCGUCCCCCAGUUCGCGCACGUACCGAUGCGGGCGAUAGGCCUUCGUCCUCGGACGUUAUCCCGCCGCCCCCUUGAUUUCCUCACCCUCGAACAGAUCCACACCCCCGU